AUGGGGGAAUGGACCAUAUUAGAGCGUCUCUUGGAGGCGGCUGUGCAGCAGCACUCUACUAUGAUCGGAAGAAUCCUGCUGACUGUGGUGGUGAUCUUCCGGAUUCUAAUCGUGGCGAUAGUCGGCGAGACUGUGUACAAUGACGAGCAGUCGAUGUUCGUGUGUAACACUUUACAGCCAGGCUGCAACCAGGCCUGCUAUGACAGGGCUUUCCCCAUUUCCCACAUCAGGUACUGGGUGUUCCAGAUCAUCAUGGUGUGCUGCCCCAGCCUCUGCUUCAUCACCUACUCUGUGCACCAGUCCGCCAAGCAGAGGGAGCGGCGCUACUCCACGGUGUACCUCUCCCUGGACAGAGAGCAGGAAUCAAUGAAAAGAGACGACAGCAAGAAGAUCAAGAACACCAUCGUGAACGGAGUCCUGCAGAAUACUGAAAACUCCAACAAAGAGGCAGAGCCCGACUGCCUGGAGGUCAAGGACAUCCCAAACUCAGCCCUGCGAACUACAAAGUCAAAAAUGAGAAGGCAGGAUGGCAUCUCCAGGUUCUACAUCAUCCAGGUGGUGUUCAGAAAUGCACUAGAGAUAGGGUUUCUGGUGGGUCAAUACUUCCUGUAUGGAUUCAAUGUCCCUGCAGUGUAUGAGUGCGAUCGAUACCCUUGCAUAAAAGAUGUCGAGUGCUAUGUUUCCAGGCCCACAGAGAAAACUGUGUUUCUGGUCUUCAUGUUCGCAGUCAGUGGCAUUUGCGUGGUGCUGAACUUGGCAGAGCUCAACCAUCUCGGCUGGAGGAAGAUAAAAACUGCUGUGAGAGGAGUGCAGGCCAGGAGGAAGUCCAUUUAUGAGAUCCGUUCCAAAGACUUGCCCAGGAUGAGUAUGCCAAACUUUGGGCGCACUCAGUCCAGUGACUCUGCAUAUGUGUAG
This is a messenger RNA of Xiphias gladius (swordfish), 915 nucleotides long. RefSeq names its product gap junction protein delta 2b (gene gjd2b). The coding region runs from base 1 to 915 and encodes 304 amino acids. The record is from RefSeq and is a predicted model, not a curated record. The transcript is spliced from 2 exons. Lineage: Eukaryota; Metazoa; Chordata; Actinopteri; Istiophoriformes; Xiphiidae. Gene Ontology annotation, cellular component: connexin complex. Gene Ontology annotation, biological process: cell communication.